UAUAAUUUUUAUGUUAAUUUCUGUGUGAAGAGAACGGUACAAUGUGUCACGCUCACAUUGAUAAUUGAAGGUUACGAUACUUUUGACAGUACGUGAACGCAGCAUCCUUCAAUGUGUCGUAAACUCCUCUUGCUGGAUUGACCCACCAGGCUUUCUGCUUCUUUUAUAAGGUGUGUUCAAAUGACAGCCUUCACUCUGUACCAAAACAAGAUGUCCCAGGUCCAGGGCCGUGACCCGGCCUUCUUGGAAGCCAUUGACAAAAACAUGCAGAUCCCCAAGCAUCUGAGUGUUGGCCCCGGACCACACUGGCAGGAGGGAGAAGUGGAGACGCCACCACCUGCUUAUACCAUGCAAGUCCCUGAUCGGUUGACCUACACAGAAGCUCCUGAUAUGAGUCCCAGACCUUUGUUCACACCUUCCAAAUCAGCUCUGGGUCUGGAGCAGAGGUGGGAGGAUCCAGCAGCCUCCAGGGAUGGAGACCCCUACAGAGAAAUCAUACAGACUCCUAUACGGAGAUCCUAUAGUGACCAAAGCUUUGGCCGAACGCCGCCUGGCACACCAACCCAGCUGAAACAAGCACUGGCUCAGCCCAGACACCCAUCCAGCUUUUCUAGUGGAGCUUCAGGUUCUCCUCCUCACCAGCGUUCCAGUGUACUUCCUCCCCAGGUCCCGCCUCCCUUUGGCACCCCCUUGAGUCUGCUGUCUCCACAGUCCAUGCUGCAGGCGGCCACUCAGCUGGGCCUUCAGGCCUCGCAGCACCUUCUGCAGACAGUCAGCCAAAAAUACAGAUUUAGAAACCAAGUGAUGCCACCGCCGCCAGUGACCAGCACAGCCCAGCCCGCUGCUUCAGCACGUGUGGAAGGCAACCAGAAAAGGGCCAUGGAGAGCUGGAGUCCAGAAGAAGGAGCAACAGCUGUGGAGUUCAUCGUCCUCAGGAGGCAGGUGAUGAAGAUGAGCCGUCGACUGGCGGCACUCGAACGGCACAGCGCUGAGCUGAGGAAUACUGAGGUGGUUCUGUUCUCACUGCUGAUCUCUGCCUGCCUGCUCAACGCCUGGCUGUGGAUGCGCAGAUAACACACACACACACAUACGCGUGCAUGCGUGUUUACAUUUGGCUGGAUUUGUGAGGACCUCUUGUAAACUUGGUGAAUUUCCCGGCGCCGAAUGUUGAAGGAAAUAUCUUCCAGAUUGUUUUAAUACAACUAAUGCUGAUGUGCCUUGGGUGUUGAUUUUUUUUUUUUUGCAGUGGUAAUAAUGAGGUACAAAAGGCAACAACUCUGUUUAAGCUUCGGUAAUGUGAAGUUUUGCACGUUUGUCUGUUUUAUGUCACUGCCAAACGUGUUUGAGUUUUUGAUAACCGAUCAGACAAAACCAGACCUUUAUGAUGUCACUGUGAGCACGGGGCGUUGAACAGUGAGCUCUGAACACAUUUGUUUACCUGCAUUAUAGCUGCAAGUCCUGGUUGGCAACCACCCGAGUACAAGGGGUCUAUACCCACCUCCCUCAAGUAUCAAUCCUUCGGACACAGCCAGGUGAGAGGUGUGCGUCGUCCUGGUUUCUCCAACUGCUAGGAUUCUCAACACUGAGGCACCUGCUUAUUGGAUCUUGUCAAAAGUGGGUCAGAGUGUCAUAUCUGGCC
Messenger RNA from Thalassophryne amazonica, 1639 nucleotides. Its product is annotated as mitochondrial fission factor. Gene Ontology annotation, biological process: positive regulation of mitochondrial fission. Gene Ontology annotation, cellular component: peroxisome; mitochondrial outer membrane. The record is from RefSeq and is a predicted model, not a curated record. The coding region runs from base 181 to 1074 and encodes 297 amino acids. Lineage: Eukaryota; Metazoa; Chordata; Actinopteri; Batrachoidiformes; Batrachoididae. The transcript has 8 exons.